This is a messenger RNA of Penicillium atrosanguineum, 1380 nucleotides long. Its product is annotated as cytochrome P450. NCBI's taxonomy places the organism in Eukaryota, Fungi, Ascomycota, Eurotiomycetes, Eurotiales, Aspergillaceae. Gene Ontology annotation, molecular function: heme binding; oxidoreductase activity, acting on paired donors, with incorporation or reduction of molecular oxygen; monooxygenase activity. The record is from RefSeq and is a predicted model, not a curated record. Bases 1 to 1380 code for a protein of 459 amino acids. The transcript has 2 exons.
AUGCUGCCCAGAGACUGGAUCAAAUGGCUAGUUGAUCAACCGGAGAACAUUCUCUCUCAUGGAAAGGUCCAUGGCGAGAAGCUAGGGCUACGUUACCUGUUCCCGGGGUUUGAUUACACUGCUGAUAUGGCGCUUAUCACCGCGAUCCGUCUUCACCUUACUCGCAACCUAUCCAAAGUGCAAGGGGAUUUAGUCAACGAGAUCAAAAACACGACCGAUGCUACAUUUGGAGUUGAUGAGCAGACUUGGACAGAGGUCAAUCUCCUUGAAGCCAUGAAUACGAUUGUGUUGAAAUCUAGUGGUAUUGUCUUGUUUGGCCAGUCUCUUUGCCACAAUGAAAAAUUCAUGCGAUCGAUGAAGAAAUUUGGGGAUGUUUUUGGCGCAGGGAUGCUUAUUGUUGGCCAGCUUAUCCCUUCCAUAUUCCGCAGGAUGGUCGGCUGCCUAUUUCUUAUCCCGAUAGCGUACUAUCGGACUUCGUGUACAAGGUACCUUUGGCCGGUAUUCGCUGAGCGAUUGGAAAGUAUGAAGCGGGGUGAAAUGGAUCCCGCGUUUAAUUACGACGCACCUAAGGACCUCAUUACUUGGACAAUUCGUGCUGCCCUAGAUAUGAAGGACAAGGCCAUUGAAGGUCCUGGACCAGUUUUAAAGCGCUUUACACUUGUGGUAUUUUCUUCCAACCAUCGUCACAACCUCAUCGACCAGCUGGCUAACAGACCUGACCCAAAGACGUCAGGAGCUAUCUCUUCCUCAUCUGUAACGGCCGCAAACACGUUACUCGACAUCCUGAGCUCUGAUCCAAGCCUCCACUACUACCAAACCCUCCGAGUUGAAGCUGAAUCAGUUUUCCCAACGGCGGAAGAUUGGGUGCUAUCGGCAGGCCUGCUCAAAUUGCGUCAUAUGGACAGUGCCAUCCGUGAAAGCCUAAGAAGGAGCCCCAUACUUGUGCGAGGUCUUUGGAGAGAGGUGAUGCCGAUAAAUGGAGUAACACUUCCAGACGGCCAACACCUCCGACAGGGCGCUUGGAUCGGCGUACCGGUUCCGGGAAUUCAUAAUGAUGAAAGGUUUCACGAUCAACCAGAAGUCUAUGAUCCCUUCCGUUUCGUGUCUAGCUCUCUCAAAGGGGAAGUGGCCGAUGCCGAAAAUUGCAAGGCAACCAUGCUGACGAUGACCAAUGAUACUUUCCUUCCGUUUGGAUAUGCGCGCCAUUCUUGUCCUGGCCGAUGGUUUGCGUCGCACCUUCUCAAACUUGUCUUGGCAUAUAUCGUUGCACAUUAUGACAUCCAACCUCUCUGCGAAAGACCCCUUAAUCACAUAUGGGGCGAGCACCCAGUUCCCCCACCGUGGACUAUGAUAAGGGUGAAAAGAAGAAAAGUCACUUGA